Messenger RNA from Notolabrus celidotus (New Zealand spotty), 6850 nucleotides. It is a transcript of the gene prdm16, whose product is annotated as PR domain containing 16. Gene Ontology annotation, cellular component: nucleus. Gene Ontology annotation, biological process: regulation of transcription by RNA polymerase II. The record is from RefSeq and is a predicted model, not a curated record. Gene Ontology annotation, molecular function: RNA polymerase II cis-regulatory region sequence-specific DNA binding; DNA-binding transcription activator activity, RNA polymerase II-specific. Lineage: Eukaryota; Metazoa; Chordata; Actinopteri; Labriformes; Labridae.
CACGGGCAAAGACAGCUCCUUUGGAUGGGAGAUGAUGAAUGACCAUGAUGAAGCUUCUCCUGACAGCUGCAUCAAAAAGGUGGUCAACGACAUGGGCAACAUCAAGUUUGCGCUGGACACAAGCCUGGACGUCACCAGCAACAGCUGGCUCAAAUACGUCCGCUCUGCCCCGACAUUCGAGGAGCAGAACCUCGCCGCCUGUCACCUCACAGGGGACCAGAUUUAUUAUAAAGCAGUCCGGGACAUUGAAGCAGGGGAGGAGCUUUUAGUGUAUAUGAAGGACGGUAUUUUCCCUGAGGGAUCCAUGGCACCCAACCUACAAGACGAGCAGAUGUACCGCUGUGAAGACUGUGAUGAGCUAUUCUCCUCUACCCUUGAGCUGAGGCGGCACCAGAAGUAUUCAUGCUCCAGUAGCGGCUCGAUCUUUGAUACGUUGAGAGACGACUUCAAACAGGAACGCGAGGACAGUGACGAGCCCAUUCAUGAGUGUAAAGACUGUGAGAAGAUUUUUCCAAAUGAGUACAGUCUGGGCCAACACAUGAUAGUCCACACAGAGGAGAGAGAGUACAAGUGUGACCAGUGCCCUAAAGCCUUCAACUGGAAGUCCAACCUCAUUCGUCACCAGAUGUCACAUGACAGUGGCAAGCGCUUUGAGUGUGAAAACUGUGAUAAGGUACAGCAUGCCGGGCACGUGUUCACAGAUCCCAGCAACCUUCAGCGUCACAUCCGCUCUCAGCAUGUGGGGGCCCGUGCUCACACAUGUCCUGAAUGUGGUAAGACCUUUGCCACCUCAUCAGGCCUCAAGCAGCAUAAGCACAUCCACAGCAGCGUCAAACCCUUUAUCUGCCCUGAUGGGCUGCGUCUUUUUGCUCCCCCAGGCGAGGUGUGCCACAAAUCCUACACUCAGUUCUCCAACCUCUGCCGCCACAAGCGUAUGCACGCAGACUGCCGCACUCAGAUCAAGUGUAAGGACUGCGGGCAGUUGUUCAGCACUACCUCCUCCCUCAACAAGCAUCGUCGCUUCUGUGAGGGCAAAAACCAUUAUGGAUCUCCAGCGGGGAUGUUUAACCCUGGCAUCCCCAUGAGCUCCAGCCCCAUCAUGGCCAAGGUCAAGUCCCACCAUCCCCACCUUACAGGUCUAAACCAGUCAGGUUUGGGCUUCACUGAAUACUUUCCCUCCCGACCUCACCCUCAUGCUGGCUUGCCCUUCUCACCAGGACCUCACGGCUUCCCCUCCCUUCCACAUGGUUUCCCAGGUAUUUUCCCCCCAUCACUGUAUCCGCGACCACCUUUAUUGCCAGCCAGUCAGUUGAUAAAGAGCCCACUUGGUGGCUGCAGUCAGGAGGUGAAGCUGCCGAGGAGUCCCUUAGAUGCCCCUCCUUUGUCCCUGGUUAGCUCUACAAACAGCAAUGGGGGUAACAGUUUGAGUCAGCUGGACGAGAAGGACAACAAACUAGAUUUAUCGUCUAGUGGAGAGGCCAAGCAAUCUAAGAUGGUGGACAUGUCUGAUGGCAGUGACCUUGAAGACGUUAAUACCACAAGUGGGACAGAUUUGGAUACCACCACUGGUACGGCUUCGGGUGAUGGGUCUGACCUGGACAGCGACGGAGAAAGUGAACGUGAGAGAAGUGGUAAAAGGAGGAAGUCAUCUGGGGCUGUAUCCAGUCAUGAAGGCCAACAGUUAGAAGACACCAAUUCUGCGUUGAUAUCAGCCGUGUCUAGUUCGGGGAACCCCACCAUCGAUCGUCCCUUCCUUUCUUCUGCAUCCUCCCAGCACUCCUUUUUUCCACCACCUGAUGAGCAAGCCCUCCCACCCACCACUACAAAUGCCAGUGCAGCUACCACAGAUUCUAUCAAAGCCAUUGCGUCCAUUGCUGAGAAAUAUUUUGGUCCAGGUUUGAUUGGUCUUCAUCAGGAGAAGAAGAUGGGUCCAUUGCCCUACCAUUCCAUGUUUCCCUUUCAGUUCCUGCCCAACUUUCACAACUCGCUUAAUCCCUUCAGCGCAGAUCGUGGUGCCCUUAAUCCUAGCAUGUUCUUCAAAGCAGAGCCCAAGUCACCUCGCGAGCAGCUGCAUAAGAUGGUCGCUCCAGGGGCUCCUGGUUCCACAGCAGAAUCACCAUUUGAUCUCACGACAAAGCCGAAGGAGACCAAGUUAGCUCCUCCAACCCCAACAAACCCCACAAACCCCAACACUAGCACUGGGAGCAGUAGUGGACCCUUAGCAAUAUCCAGCAGUGAAGAACAGCCAUUAGACCUCAGUAUUGGCAGCCGGAGCAGAGGUGGUCAUAAUGGUGUGGCAGCUGAGCUACAAAAUAGAAAGAACCACAUCUUCGGAAUUGGAAAGGGGGUUUCCAUCAAGGAUGAAACUCCAGCUGGGUUUUCACUUCCCCAUUCCCAGUUAUUGCACCAAUCGUCCCUCUCCCAGCACCAGCAGCCACAGCCACAUCAGCCACCACCACUGCACUAUGCCAAGCCCUCAGCAUUCUUCAUGGACCCCAUAUACAGCAGGGUGGAGAAGAGGAAGCUACUUGACCCUGUAGGAGCAUUGAAGGAAAAGUUCUUAAGGCCCUCACCACCACUCUUCCAUCCACAGAUGUCAGCCAUGGAGAACAUGACAGAGAAGCUUGAGAGCUUUGGCGCUCUAAAACUGGAUGUGCCGCCCAAUCCACUGCAACACUCUGCUCAUCCACUGUUCAACUUCCGAUCACCCCCACCUUCCCUCUCUGACGCCAUCCUCCGCAAGGGCAAGGAGCGUUACGCCUGCAGGUACUGUGGGAAAAUAUUCCCUCGCUCGGCAAACCUCACCAGACACUUGCGGACACACACAGGGGAACAACCCUACAGGUGUAAAUACUGUGACCGCUCAUUCAGCAUCUCAUCCAAUCUUCAACGCCAUGUUCGCAACAUCCACAACAAGGAGAAACCCUUCAAGUGUCACCUCUGCAACCGCUGCUUCGGUCAACAGACCAACCUCGACCGCCAUCUCAAGAAGCACGAGCAUGAGAACAUUCCUGUGAGCCAGCAGUCUGGGAUGCUUUCCAACCUAGGAACCACCAUCUCCUCCCCAAACUCUGAGUCAGACAAUCAUGCACUUUUAGAUGAGAAGGAGGACUCAUACUUCUCAGAAAUCCACUUCAUUUCAAACAUGAGAUAAACCCAGGCAUCCAGCUCCACAGAUAAAAGAUCAGACCAGGCUGAGGAGGAGCGAACCCCCAGUCACAGUUUGUCCAACUCCAAGCUAGGGCUCCACGGCCUAGACGAGGAGGAAGAGGAAGUGGAGGGAGACGGAGAGGAGGAGGAAGGCAGCCUGACAGAGAAGUCUCACGACGAGGCGCCUGAGUCCCCAUCUCCUGUCACGACAGGGGUGUAUGAGGACGAGGAGGAGGAGGAAAGAGGACGGCUCCAUUGGCUCUUGAACUAUGAACACACUCGCAGGCUUAUGCAAUGAUGCUGUCUCUGUCAGAGAACAACCCUUUGCACGCCGCCUUCCCAGAACUCUCUGGACGCUUGGCUGAGCAUGGGAGGUGGAUCUGUCCGAGACGAGCAGCUUUCACCCACUCAACACAUCUAGACGAGAGACGAGAGAGGAUGUGGAGGAAGAGUAGGAAGAACAUAGUUUUGUGGAUAGAAGCAAGAGACUAUACGCGGACAUGAGUAGUGAGAAAAUGUGGAGACCAGAGAAGGAUUCGGUGUCCAUUGCUUGUGUGUGUGUGUGUGUGUGUGUGUGUGUGUGUGUGGUGUGUGUGUUGUGUGUGUGUGGUGUGUGUGUGUGUGUGUUGUGUUGUGUGUGGUGUGAGAAAUAUGGGUAGGAGGGAGAGGUUGCCCACAGGCGAGGCCUCUUAUAAGACCUCUGUCAAAGAGAAAGCACUGCGAAGCUCCUGUUAUGUGAAGGACAUGAGGAAUGCUUAUCAACAGCAUACAAUUUUGCAUUACUCUGAUCUCCCCAAGUCCACCAGGCUCACUGCAGCCCACAGAGACCCGAUGUAAGGCUCUCAUAAAGACACUUAAUGACUAGUACGUCUCUAAAGUCCUGUACACCGCCUUCUUAAAAGCACUGCAGCAAAAGCACUGCAUUAGCACUGCAUGUCCACAGGGUGGUGCUGUUCCCCAAGGAACAUAGUGGGGCGCGUGCAUGACUGUCUCCAGGUUUUCCCCAUCAAUCACGGGCGACUCAUUUACUGAUCUUGUUUCAGCUGUAACUGCAGAAUCAACAAUAGCACCAUACUUAAUGUUACUUGAGGAAGUGACAGUUCAGUAGACUGUUGAUUUUUAUGAUAACACAGAGAAUGAUGUUCAAAUGUGCACAACUGGUGAUUGAAAUAAGAUGUGUGUAAACUAGCCAUUGUAAUGGGUUUCCCUAUUUGAUCAUGCUGAAAUGAAUUGAAAUCAUACUCAAAAAAUGAGAAAAGUCUUUCUCUGCUUGUUUUUUUAUCGUCAUCUUUUAAUUUUAUUUACUUUUUUCCUCUUAGAUACCACAGUAUUGUUUCUUUUUAGGCACCACAGUGCUAAAUUGUUAAUAUAAUUAUUUUAGAAGGACCAAAAUUGUAUGAUAUUGUCAUAUGAUGUACAAAAUACUUAGAUGUUCAUAGCAAGAGUGGUAUGUGCCAAAUACCCAUAGAUUUUUUUUUUGUUCUCUGACAAUCAUUUCAUUUCCAAGGGGCUUGCCUUUGCUGUCAUUUUUUUUUUCUUUUACACUCUUAUAAAUUUGAUUUCAGAAGUGUGUGUAUGUAUUUAUUUUUGGUUGUUUUGUCAUGACUGGAGGAGUAAAAAUGAAGAAAAGUCAUUUUAUCCCUCUGUUCUUGUUGCUGAAGGAAAAAACACCUAUCAGAGUGUGGGGGAGAUUCUGAAUCUCCGGUUUUGAUGUGUAGUGUGCCAAAAUGGAAAGAACCCAUGAAAUUAUUGUUUUUAUUUAUAGUGGAAAAUAGCUGUAGUUAGUCUUAGAUCAGAUUUGGCAAAGUAACGUCCUGCAGUGUUGAGUUUUUUUGUCCUUUUUUCACUUAAACCAGUUUACUCAGUAUGCUGGAUGUAUCUUGUUCAAAUUGGUUCAAGUUUUUUUGGGGGGAGGGGAGGGGUCUGAACACAACAACUGAACACUAUGAAUGUCAGAAAAAGGGCAUUACAUUUUCACACCAUCGAAUCUGACUUGUUUCUAUCACAUCAAGCACUCUUUCCCUCUGUUUUUAAUGGAUACUGUUAUGAACAAAGAUCCUUUUUUAAAUCAGUUGUCCAGUAGUACACAGUCCAAAGUAUGAACCACACAGUUACGUGUGCAUGAACAUCCAGUCAUCAUUUAUUUAAGUGACAAAAUCUCUGGUUGUGCAGGACAGGAGAAUCUGUCGAACAAAACUUAAAGAUUAAAAGAAAGAGUUAACUAACUAUACCUAAUGUUUAAAUGGACACCAUAACUGCUGGCCGGUCCCUCCAACACGUUAGAAAAUGUCUGCUUGAUUCUGGACAGGGGAAACAAGAAUCAUUUGAUCAUGAGUUUAACUUUAUAUUUCCUGCUUGUCUUGUGAGGUUAUACUGAAAUGUUCUCACUCAUUCCAUGUGGACUACAAGGUAGCUGUGCCAUGGAGGGCAUGAGUCAUUUACUGUAGAUAACUGUAGAUAGCUGCAGGAGGCAGGGGAGAGGGGGGGGUGAGCAUUGUUGAUCAUUGUUGCCUUGAUCCUCCCUGCGUACUGGGACUUUUCAGAACUAGGCCUGAUGCUGUAUUCUCAAACCAGUACUUAAAUCAUAUGGGUCCAAGCCAUAAAGUGAUCAGGCUUAGGUCUCUAGAACUUUAAACACAAAUACAUUUUCAGAUUAGUUGUACUUGAGGAAGGUGAGCAAAUCGUGCUCGACAUGGAAAUGUAAGCAAAAUCUGAAACAGAAGCACUGUAGUUUUUCUUCACCACAGCACGUGGUAGUGUGAUGCUAGGACUGAUGCAUCAUCUCAUUUUUCUAAAGAAUGAAGUCUUUUUGUAAUUUCACUGAAUGAGCUUUCAUUCAAGGUAAACACAUGUUUCCAACUUGUGGUUAUAAGGUGUAAAGACUCUGCUAAGUUUUUUGGUUGACUAUAUGUCGUAACUCAUGUCAUGGACUACUGUUAUAAGUACGCGCUGUGUAAAGCAAAGGAAUUAAGGCAUUGAAGUUUCCCGUUUUGCCAACUUCAGAAAGUAUUCUUGCAGAUGGUUGCUGAAACACGUUUCAGCAUAAUAGAACAUGGUUGCUGUUUUCCCCCCAUUGUUACAGGAGAAAGUAAAAUUAUACAUAUUGUUUCUUUUUAACUGUAUAGUAUUUUAAAGAAUGAAAAACAAUGAUGCAUUUGUCUGAAGAAAAAAAUCAUUGAAAAAUAUGGGUUUAAAUGGAUGGUGCUUGUUUUGUUUGAAUCUGAGUUGUAUAUCUCCUCCGUUAUGUUUAUUGAAAACAAAAAAAAGUUAUUGUGCAUGACGUGUUUAGCAGUCAUAAUGAUGUCCAUUUGUGAAAUGCGUAUCAAAUCAAAAAACUUGAAAAAAAAAUGAAAAAAAGAAAUCCGUAGAUGCACUUAUUGUACAUGUGGUUAGGUUAGUAGGUUUGACUUCAAGUUCUUGACUGCCUUACAGGUGGCUCUGAAAGACAUAGAAAAGACUUGUGGGACGAGACAUAAUGAAAAAACAAUAAAGGAUUGUAGAAUAAUAUUGAACAAUUCUGAAAAUUGCAGUUCUUUUGAUGCUUGUGAUUAUUGAAGAUGUACUUUAGAGAAAAUUCAUCGAAAAGAUAUGACUGAUGUUAAUUCUGUAGAAUAGCAAUGUAUACCAAAUGUAAUCUUUCCAAUGCUAUGAAGAAUUUAUACAUGAAAUUGAUAUGCAAUAAAACCUGUGUGCUUUUUAA